GCGUGCGCGUAUGGCAAAGUUUAGUGAAUUGUUGCUAGCGGAUUGUUUGUGCUUUCGCCGUUUGCCGGUCUCACGUGCGGGCUUUUUGAAAACCAUACAUUUGGAAUAUACAUCUGGCUGUUAUGUGUAUAGUGUAUGUGUGUAGUAUAAAGUGGAACAACAAAAACAAAAGGAAAAUAAUGUUCAAUUUAGUUAAUGAUGCCAUUCUCAAAAUUUGAAAGAACAAAUAUUUAUUAAUGUGCAGACGCUGGUGUGUGGCGUAAAAAAGUGUUCAAUAUUCGUAGUAGUGAUAAAUUAAUAUUCGGCAUUUGAGACAGAACCACUUGAUGCUGCAGUGCCGCACAAGUCAAUGCUACUACUCUUCAGCAAUAACUGGUGUUCGCUACAAUUAGCUCAGAGUGUCAAUUUAUUGUUGUUUUUGCUGUUUUUGGUGAAUAAUUCUAAUCCAUAAAGAUAUACAUACAAAUUUAUACAACCCAUUGUGUGCUUAAUGCGACUUCCGUUGAUUGUGUUUUCAGUGAAUUAAAUCCAGCUGUUGGCGUUGGUUGUAAGGGUGGUGAUGAUACCCACAAUGAUGCACAAUGUGUUGCUCUUGAAAGAGACAAAGUGUUCAGAGCUGUAAUGGUGCUUUUGUGACCGACAAUUGGUUUGGUGGCGCGAGUGUGACCAUGUAUAUAAUGUAAACGAGUAUAUAAAUACAAAUUUUACAUAAAAAAAUUAAAAAAAAAGUGUUGAAAAAGUGCAUCAUAAAAAAGAAAAGAAAUAAAAAACCAAAUUACAACAACACAAUUGCAUAUUAAAAUACAAAAAAAAAAACACAAAAGUUCAAAAAACUGGACGCAUUGUUUCCAUGCUUCUUUCUAUCUGUUCUUCUUUGGCUUUUUGGUUUAACAACAACAGCACGGUGUUUGUGCCGAAUUAAGUGUUGACGUAGUGCGUAUAAACUGGCCUGGAAAGCAACUCGACCUCAACAAUAAAACAACAAACAUGUAUUCGGCGGUGCGCACAAACGACUUUGUUGAAUAUCCCGAAUCGGAGAUGGACGACCUGGAGAGCCUCUACUUUGACACAAUCUCGCUGGCGGACUCUGAGGCCGCAGCCGCUGUGGCUGCUGCACACCGCAAAUCACUCUCCCAAUCACGCAACACCAUCUAUCACUCGGCGGUGGAUCUAGCCGGCGAAGAUACGCCGUCGAAACGGCGCAGUUUGCGCUCGGAAAAUGGCAGCAGCAGGAGCAAUUCCUCAGCAGCGACAGCGGCAGCCGCGGCGGCGGCCGCUAUGAACAAUCCGAACAGCCGUUUGCCAUACAAUCUGAAUUACCGUCACUCAUCCGCUUUGGAACACUACAACAACAGUGCGAACAAUGCGAAUGGCAACAAUGCCAAUGCUGGCGUUGCGGAUCAAACGGAUGCAGCGAUUGCUGCGCAAGUCAUGGCAAUGCACAACGGCCGCACGCAUGCGUACGGCAACAGUCUCAGCCACAGCCACAGCAACAGCGCGGGCGGCGGCGGCGGUGGCAGUAAAAGCAACAGCACACCGCAUCUGAAUGCCGAUGAGGUCUCUAAGCGUCUCUUACAAAGUAGUACAAAUACUAGUAAAGAUAAGAAAUUGCCAAUUACGUACUCCCAGUGGAAAUUUAGGACACGUCGACGCUUCCAAGAUGGCAAACGCAGUGUGGACUUCGUGCUGGCCUACAUCGGCGAUGAUGAUUAUAUACCCGAAAAUAGACGAAAACGUGAAAUAUUCGAAACGAAUUUAAUCAAAGAAGGACUGCAUUUGGAGCAUGACAAUACGCAGCGCAUACAUUUCAUUAAAAUCCAUGCACCACUCGAAGUGCUCUGCCGUUAUGCGGAGAUUUUGAAGAUCAAAUUGCCAAUGAAGAAGAUACCCGGUCAGGAGCUUAUAGAGGAGGAUGAUUUUCGCAUCAAAGAUUGUCUUACCACCGCUUGCAGUCGCUUCUUUAGUUGGUUAAAAGUUAGUCCGGAGCGUCCAUAUCGCAUACACUUUGAGUUCUCCCGCAAUUAUGAGCAUUUAUUCGACUGGGAGCAACCGAAUUUCUUCGAUGCUGGCGUGCGCAAUUCGAUCAUCAAUUUCAUAUUGGAACGUCAGAAUUUCGUCGAAGGCGAAGAAACACCUGAUAAUUUGGGUAUUGAGAAAUUGUUGGAGGAUCGUGUCUACCAUAGCGCAUACCCGCUGCAUGAUGAUACGGACCGUGACUUCCUGCUACAAGAAUGGGCCACGCUCAGAAAGUGGAUACACUUGCAACCACUAGACAGCAUAAAGGAAUACUUUGGUGCGAAAGUUGCCUUAUAUUUUGCCUGGUUGGGUUUCUACACACACAUGCUAAUACCCGUCAGUGUAUUGGGUAUAUUGUGUUUCGUUUAUGGAUUCGUAACGUGGAAUAGUGAUCCCAUAAGCCGUCAAAUUUGCAACGACAACCAAACAACGCUUAUGUGUCCACAAUGUGAUCGGAAUUGUGACUUCUGGCUGUUGGAGAAGACUUGCAACUCAUCGAAAAUGAAUUAUCUGAUAGAUAACAAUAUAACUGUAGUGUUUGCAUCGAUAAUGGCGCUUUGGGCUGUGUUCUACUUGGAGCUCUGGAAACGUUACUCGGCCACUUUAGUGCAUCGUUGGGGCUUGACAACCUUCUCACAACACGUUGAGCAUCCGCGUCCGCAAUAUUUGUCCAAACUGCAGAAGCACAAAGAUAUCACCGAGCGUUGGAAGAAGAGUCAUAAUAUACUCGAACCGGAUGUGCCGUUUUGGCGCAUCAAAUUCCUGCCCAGCUUCACCAGCUACAGCAUUAUGGUGCUGUUUAUCUGCGUCUCACUCAUCGCCAUCUUCUCCAUGAUCGUCUAUCGCAUGGCGCAGAAAGCGUCGCACAGCAUUUUGGGCAGCGACAAUUCGAUGACCUACAAAAUAAUGGUGCUUCCCAUGACUGCCGGCAUCAUCGAUCUAAUCGUAAUCUCCAUGCUCGAUUAUGUCUACACUUCGUUGGCCGUCUAUCUCACGAAUAUGGAAUAUUGUCGCACACAAACCGAAUACGAUGAGAGUCUGACUGUUAAAAAUUAUAUCUUUCAAUUCGUCAACUACUACUCCUCGCUGUUUUACAUUGCCUUUCUGAAGGGCAAAUUCGUCGGCUAUCCUGCCAAAUACAAUCGCAUUUUGGGCUUCCGACAGGAAGAGUGCAACCCCGGUGGUUGUCUGAUGGAGCUUUGCAUGCAGCUGGUCAUCAUUAUGGUCGGUAAGCAGGCGGUUAAUGCCAUCGUAGAGAUGUUCUUCCCAUAUAUCAUGCGCUGUAUACGCAAACUCUCCGCGCGUAUGGGCAUGCGCAAAGUGGAGAGCGAAGAGAAGCUGAUAUCGUGCAAUCAGUGGACUGAAGACUAUCAUCUGGAGCCGUCGAAUACGAAUUCGCUGUUCUCGGAGUAUUUGGAAAUGGUGCUGCAAUUUGGCUUCAUCACACUCUUCGGUUUAGCUUUCCCGCUAGCGCCGUUGCUCGCCUUGAUCAACAACGUCAUUGAAGUGCGUUUGGAUGCCAUAAAAAUGCUGAAGCUUAUACGGCGUCCAGUCGCACAGCGCGCCAGCAACAUCGGCGUGUGGUACAACAUGAUGGCGAUUGUCGCGCGCAUUGCCGUGGCUUCAAGCGCCAUGAUCAUUGCAUUCUCCACAAAUCUCAUACCGAAACUGGUCUACACAACUGCCACAAAUGACGCGUCCCUAGAGGGUUAUCUGAACUUCACGCUGGCGUACUUCAACACAGAGGACUUCCAGGUGCAACCAGUGCUGCAUGGGAGCAUCUACGAGAAUGCCACCUCCUGCCGUUAUACCGAAUUCCGUAAUGCUCCAUGGGAUGAUAAUCCCUAUAAGCGUCCAACAUAUUAUUGGAAGAUACUAACGGGACGUCUAGCGUUUAUCGUAGUUUUUCAGAAUGUCAUCGGCGUCAUACAAGGCAUCAUCGCCUGGGCCAUUGCCGAUGAGCCAAGCAAGCUGCGCAAGCGCAUCAAACGCGAGGGCUUCCUGCUGCGCGAACACAUAAUCGAAUAUGAAAAGAAAACGGCCGCCGAAAAGGCAGCAGCGCGUCGUGCCAUAGACGAAGCGCAGUAUGAAGAUGAGAAAUUGCCCAACUCCAUGGAUUACUAUGGGAGCAACAAGGAGUCGGCGUCACAGCCGCAACGCAACGGUGAUUAUGGCGACAAUGAUCCCACAGUCGUCUAUAGAAAUGAGCGCACAACGCCGCUGUAGAACAACGAAUUGUUAACUGUAAUAUACGCUAUAAAUAGUUUUACUUUGUAGGGCUAGAAGUUAGGGCUCUUAUGCAUACAUACAAGCAUAUAUAGUUUUAUAUGGGUUAUGUAAUGGUUAGUGUUAAGCAGGUGCAAGUGUAAAAUGGUAGUUGGCAAGUUAGUUGGUUGUAGAUAUUUUUCUAUAAUUACAUUUUUUAAAUUUAUUUUUUAUAUUUUUUUAAUAUAUAUUUUUUUUUAUUUCUUUUUUUAAUUUUUUUAAAUUUUUUUUUUAUUUUUUUUUUGUAACUAAUUUCGAAUAUGUCUAGACUGCAUUUAAAAUGCACCGCACACACAUGCAUACAUACCUACGUUAAAUUCGUAAGUCCGUUUGUGCAUUUUUUAACUCUGUUAUAUCGAAAUACCGUUAUUGUUAGGUACUUAAAGUGUUUUUUUAGCUAAAACAUCACCGUUGUUGCGCAUGUAACUGUUAACCAUGUAAUAUAUAUUUAAAUUUUUUUAGAAAAUAUUGCUAAUUAGCAUAACAAAAACAUAAAGGUGACAAACAUAGUAACAAAAACUGCUCAACAAAAUAUUCAUAAAUUUUUCAUAGUAAUUUGUAAUAUGCAAAAUCGAAAUUACAUAUAUAUGUAAGUAAUUAGGCUAUAUAUACACAACAGCUAUUGCAGAGAGAAGCAAUAAAAAUAUAAAUAUAUUUAAUUUCAAUGCAAAAACCUGAAAACG
Molecule: messenger RNA, 4964 nt
Organism: Zeugodacus cucurbitae (melon fly)
Lineage: Eukaryota; Metazoa; Arthropoda; Insecta; Diptera; Tephritidae
Product: anoctamin-6
Exons: 14
Coding region: 988-4242 (1084 amino acids)
Biological process (GO): chloride transmembrane transport
Cellular component (GO): plasma membrane
Molecular function (GO): chloride channel activity; protein dimerization activity
Source: RefSeq, a predicted model, not a curated record